AUGCCUCCUCCGCCCGGCUGCGUGUCCUGGGAUCGUCUCCUCUCCGCGCCUGCUGCGUCCUCUCUGAGCCCACUGCCCGAGACGAGCCAUGUCGAGCUGCGCGGCCUGGCAUUCUACCGGCAAGUAGUCGCGCCCGCCAUGUGCGGCCCGCUUGACAGCUCCUUCUGGACCAAGCUGGUUGCGCAAAUGGUGCACUCGGAACCCGCGACGAGACACGCCGUCCUGGCCAUAAGUUGGCUGUACGAGAACUUUGGACACGCCACCUGCGGCACGUCUGUCCACGGCGAGGGCGAGAGCGAGGCGACGGUGACGACGACGACGACGAAGAAGAAGACGACGACGACGACGAGGGCCGUUGUCCAUGUCGCUCGAGAUGACUUUGCCAUCCGCCACUACAACGCGGCAAUAUCCCACCUCAUCGGCCUGCAGACGUCGUGUCCUGCCGACCUUAACACCGUGCUCCUGGUCUGCAUACUAUUCACCUGUAUCGAGUUCCUUCGCGGCGAUGCCGAAAGCGCAAUCAGCCAUUCGCAGCACGGCAUCUCGCUUCUCAACUCGGGAGCCGACAUCAAGCCCGAGCUGCUCCGCGUCUUUCGCCACCUCGGCAUCUUUCCCUACUUUUUCGGCGGCGAAAUCUCAGCCUCUUCCGCUCUGCACCUGCGCGCCGCGCACGCCGACGCAGUCGCCUUUGACUCUCUGGACGACGCCGUCGAGUCGCUCGACUGCCUGCUCGCCCGCGCCGUCCGCCUCGUCCGGGCGAGCGACCACCACCGUCUGGGGCCUGGCGUGCCAGAGCAGUCUUUGCAAACCGUCAUCCACGAAAAGGACGCACUCGAGGCCCAUCUAGACGCGUGGCGGUCCGCCUUGGACAAGCUCAGACGAGGGGUCCGCGGGCCGGGCCGCCAGGUCAGGACGAUGACGCUUCUCGUCCUGCAGAUGAGGUGGCUCGUGUGCAAAAUCUGGGCAAACACGUGCCUUGCCCACUCCGAGACCAUGUACGACGACCACUUGGACCGGUUCACGCGCAUCGCGGACGUGGCUUCCCGGGCCGCCCAAUCACUGCCGGGACAGCGUGCGGCCCCGACAUGCCGCAACAAGUUCAUGUUCGUCAUGGGCUUCUGUCCCCUGCUGUAUUUUGUCGCGACCAAGUGUCGGUUCCUGAGGCUGCGGCUGAGGGCCCUGUCGCUGCUCCAGAGAUUGUCCUGCAUGCGGGAGACGCUGUGGGACGCGUCGACCCUGUACGCCAUUGGCAAGAGAAUCGUCGAGAUUGAGCACGGGCUCGGGGGGUUGACGGCAGAGGAUGUCGAUGCUCCCAUGGCCCUGCCGCACGCCGACCUGCCCGCGGAUGAGGCGCGGGUGAGGGACUGCGCCGUGGAGGACGUGGAUCGUGACGGGGGCGUUACGGAGCGGAGGGUUUGCUUCUUGAUGCUUGGGAGUGAGGGCAUUGAGAGGGUGUACGAGUGGGUUCGAUGCUGA
Molecule: messenger RNA, 1476 nt
Organism: Metarhizium album ARSEF 1941
Lineage: Eukaryota; Fungi; Ascomycota; Sordariomycetes; Hypocreales; Clavicipitaceae
Product: C6 zinc finger domain protein
Exons: 1
Coding region: 1-1476 (491 amino acids)
Source: RefSeq, a predicted model, not a curated record